Molecule: messenger RNA, 2868 nt
Organism: Aspergillus caelatus
Lineage: Eukaryota; Fungi; Ascomycota; Eurotiomycetes; Eurotiales; Aspergillaceae
Exons: 7
Coding region: 1-2868 (955 amino acids)
Biological process (GO): carbohydrate transport; transmembrane transport
Cellular component (GO): membrane
Molecular function (GO): carbohydrate:proton symporter activity
Source: RefSeq, a predicted model, not a curated record
AUGCUGCAGUCAUCGCUACACACCUCCGACCAUAUGGCCCGGACGAAGUCCAGUGAGCCUGAGCUCACUAUCAAUCUCACCGAGCCUGCGGUGUUCAUACCUACAUACACACAUAAACCCGCUGUCUUGAGGGGUUCUUGUGAGCUGAAGGUGAAGGAGACAUUAAUGGUGAAGAGAUUAACAGUCAACUUUCACGGGGUUUCUCAUGUACACUGGCCACAUGGUCUUCACGAUUCGAAGACCAUCACAGAUCGUACGCUGACGGUGUUCGGUCCGGCCAUCUCAGGGACCGGACCCCAACACCACGCUGAUCAGGAAAAUCUAGGAAUGUUGGAAACGGGUAGUACGGAAUGCAAUACAUCGCGCCAAAAAUGCGGAUUGUGGGGCACCAUCACGAACAAGUUAUGUUCGAGAUGCAAAAGUACCGCCGCGCCAGAUUAUCAGCUACUGUCUCCCGGUACCUAUACUUACAACUUCGAAAUGAUAUUGCCCCCUCAGUUGCCGGAAUCUGUUAAUGUACGGCGAAGCCAUGUUCGAUAUAAUGUUCGGGCAUGCCUAGAAUUCCCCGGGCAUUUCAGGCAUAACAUCGUCCAUAACAUGCCGAUCGCUGCCAUCCAUUGUCCGGCAGAGGACUUCGUGGAGGAUGCAGAGCCGGUUUACAUUGCUCGCGCCUGGAAGCGUUUGCUUCGAUGCGACAUCCUCAUGUCGAGAAGAGGCGCACCUCUCUGUCAUAUAUUACCUGUGAGCGUGUCUUUUGCCGAGCUGGCCAAUUCGAGGUUCCAUGGGUUGCAAAUCUAUAUUUCAGAGAACGUUCAGUUCCUCCGAAAAGAUGGUCUGGUUUCCUGCCUUGGGCCUUUCAAGAGGAGACUCUUAUAUGAAGCGGCUGAAGAUUUUGUACCCACUUUGCCGCCCUAUAGGUUUGGUGAAGAUGAUGACCACCUUUCAGAAAAGAGCAGCUUUGGUGUACAAGAGAGUGUGGUUCUUUCGGAGUGCGAGGACAAACCCGCGACAUCCGAGGGCAUGACGCUGAAUAUCGACUUGGUAUUACCCACCUGCCAGGACCAUUCUGAAGAUAACUGGAUGCACUUUAGCACUGAGUAUAAGAGCGCAAGGGUGUACCAUUGGCUUGAUCUUCCGCCGAGGGAUCUUUUGACCAAGAAUCUUUUGAUCAAGACCAGCACUGGUGGUCGGAGGACGACCAAAGAUAUUCUGUUUCUUGACGGGUUCAGGUUCCCGAAGACUGACAUAAGCUUUCACUUGGCUUUCAUUGCGACCAAUGAUAUACUCAUGCAACUCGACAUUUGGACGACGAGCAAAAAAUUUUCACGCAUGUUGUCUCCAUCGGUGGGGACGACUCGUGAUUGUGUGGGUGUGAUGUCGGGCAUCAUCUCAGACCCGGCCUUUAAUGACAUGUUCACGGCAACCAAGGGCGACAAUACAAUGCAGGCUACUGUAACUGCAGUCUAUGAAGUCGGUUGUCUCUUCGGUGCAAUCCUCGCAUUGCUAUUUGGUGAUCGGACGGGUCGCCGGUGGAUGGUUAUCGCCGGUGCCACUAUUAUGAUUGUUGGUGUCGUUAUUCAGGUGUCUGCUAUGCCAGGCUCGCUUCCCCUUCUUCAAUUUAUCUUCGGUCGAGUUAUUACUGGCAUUGGGAAUGGAAUGAACACCUCGACAAUUCCCACAUACCAAGCUGAAUGCUCCAAGACCAGCAAUCGAGGUCUUCUUAUCUGCAUUGAAGGUGGUAUUAUCGCCAUAGGUACGGCUAUUGCAUACUGGAUUGACUAUGGUGCACACUACGGACCACAAGACCUGGUAUGGAGAUUCCCGAUCGCGUUCCAGGUCUUCUUCGGUAUCAUUAUCAUUGUCGGCAUGUUCUACCUGCCGGAGUCACCUCGCUAUCUCAUCGCCCACGAUAAAGUCGCCGAAGGCGAGCGGGUCCUCGCCGCGCUGGCUGGCACUGAGAUUGAGGAUCGUCACACUCAAACGGAAAAGAAUCUGAUUCUUGAUUCCGUCCGAGCUUCGGGUGCCACGAAAGCCAAAUUCAGUGAUCUACUUACAGGUGGACCAUCCCAGCAUCUGCGCCGCAUGCUCGUGGGUUCGUCGUCGCAGAUGUUCCAGCAGAUUUCCGGUUGCAACGCUGUCAUCUAUUAUCUCCCAGUCUUGCUUGAGCAAUCUAUUGGCCAAUCUCACAACUUUGCGCUCUUGAUCGGCGGUAUCAACAUGAUCUGCUACGCCAUCUUUGCAACGUUCUCGUGGUUCUUCAUCGAAAAAAUUGGUCGCCGUAAAUUGUUCUUGGGAGGCAGUUACGGGCAAUGCGCAGCAAUGGUUAUUGUAUUUGCCUGUCUUAUUCCUGGCGAUAAAGAAAGUGCAAAGGGUGCCGUCUUCGGCUUCUUCCUCUAUAUGUGCUUCUUUGGAGCCACCUGGCUGCCAUUGCCAUGGCUCUAUCCCGCCGAGCUCUCUCCGAUCAAGACCAGAGCUAAAGCCAACGCCAUCUCCACCUGCAAUAACUGGCUGUUCAACUUCACCGUGGUCAUGAUCACCCCUGUCAUGGUAGAACAUAUCGGCUGGGGCACAUACUUGUUCUUCGCUGCAUGGAACGCAGUCUUCAUUCCAAUCAUCUGGCUUUUCUAUCCAGAAACUGCAGGUCGUAGUCUGGAAGAAAUCGACCUGAUCUUCGCCAAGGGAUACGUGGAGAAGAUGAGCUAUGUGCGCGCUGCGAAAGAACUUCCCAAGCUUUCCGACGAUGAAAUCGAGGCCAAGGCAGCCGAGUACGGUAUCCUCAACAACAACGAGAAAGUCGAGGAGCGAAUCGCCGAACAUGCCCCCCAGGACUCGCAGGAAUACUCGUCCUACCUGCCUAGUCAGCUAUAA